CCACCUAUCACAGUUUCUAUAUCCAUGAAGACACCAUUGCUCUAUCUUGGUGUGUUGAUCGUUACACUAGUUGUUUUCUCGAUCUACCAUCGUCGUUCAAAGAUCAGAUCAUUGCAGAAACUAACUUCCUCGUCACUAUUCAAACCUGCAUACGAGGUGGAUGAGUCUCAAAUAACGGAAUACUCGUUGAUUGCACCUACACCAACGACAGAUUCCACCCCUGCUUUACUAUACAAUGAUUUAAAGAUGUUGGAUGGACACGACAAGCUACUGAAGUGUUCUUUGGUGGAACGUGCUGCCGAAUCGAUGCGUAGAAUAAUCAAAUUGAAGGAAACAGAACCUUCUGUGAUGCUUCUAUACACCAGAGGAUUGAUCGGUGAUGAGAGCUUCAAGCGUUUCAAGCUGCAGGCAAAAUUACAGGACGCAGAGAUGAUGGAGGUUGCCAAGGAGGCCGAAGGAUACAAGCAAGGGUGGAGCAGGAUUAUAUUUGCCAACGCUCAAGAGGUCAUGAUGAAUCAGGCUCUCAGACGCAGGGUCGGCGCCAUCAACACACGCAAGGAG
Pichia membranifaciens NRRL Y-2026 is the source of this 561-nucleotide messenger RNA. RefSeq lists its product as hypothetical. The annotation marks the transcript as partial. The transcript has a single exon. Lineage: Eukaryota; Fungi; Ascomycota; Pichiomycetes; Pichiales; Pichiaceae. Gene Ontology annotation, cellular component: Sec62/Sec63 complex. Gene Ontology annotation, biological process: post-translational protein targeting to membrane, translocation. The record is from RefSeq and is a predicted model, not a curated record.